CUGUUGUCUCGCGAUAUUUCAUGGUUAUUGCGCACUCAAAGGCGUCUCUCCAACAAUCAACUUUAUCCAGUCGUCUUUUACAAGACACGCAAAAUGGCGUCGGCUCCCGAUUACAGCUCCUACAACCAGUCCAGUUCUCAACCGGGGUAUGCUUCCUAUGCUGCCCCGGCCUCACAAGCUUAUGGACAAUCUGCCCAGCAGCAGACAUAUGGCCAGCAAAGUUACGGAUCGUAUGCCCAGCCUGCUGCCGCCGCUGCUGACAACACAUACACUCAAGCAACUCCCGCUGCUGGAAGUUACACUCAACAGCAGCCACCGCAGCAAUACAGCUCCUCUUAUGGCCAGGCAGCACAAGCUGGCUAUCCUGCUGCUCAGUCGACAGCUCAUGGUUACACCCAGUCAUCCCAGGCUUAUGGAGCACAGGCUUAUGAUGGUGCUCCUGCUGCUGCCGCCGCCGCCGCUGCUGCUGCUCCAGCUGCAUCCCAGUCUUAUGGGUCUCAGCCUGGUUAUACUGCUCAAUCUGCAUAUCCUGCAUAUGGUCAGCAGCCAGCUCCUGCUGCACCGCAGAGUUACAGUGCCAACAGUCAGCCUGCGAGUUACAACCAAAGCAGCUACUCCCAACAGGCAGGAUAUGGCCAGCAGCAGUCUGGCUACCAGGCUCAGCAGACCAGCUACAGCCAACCGCAGGGUGGGUACCAGCAACAGGCCCAACAGCAGGCCCCUCCUUCUUAUCCACCCCAGGCUGGAGGUUCUUAUGGGCAACCUCCAGCUAGCCAGUAUGGCCAGCAAGGUGGACCACCCAGCUAUCAGUCCAACCAUUACAAUAAUUACAGACAAGAUGGCCAGGGAGGGGGCUCUGGUUACUCAGACCCGUCACGGUACUCAGAGGGCAGGGGUCGUGACGGUUUUGACAGAGGAGGAAUGAUGCAUCGUGGCCGUGGCGGCAUGGGUCGUGGCAUGGGCAGCGCUGGAGACAGAGGUGGCUUCAGUAAGCCUGGUGGACACAUGGGUGGCGAAGAACGUGAGAUGGGACGACCUGAAGAGCAAGACGAAUCGGAGAACUGUGCUAUCUACAUCACUGGCUUGACAGAGAAGGCCAACAUUGACGAGAUGGCUGAGUUCUUUAAACACGUCGGACCAAUUAGAUUCAAUCGCAGGCUCGGCCAGCUUGCCAUAAACAUCUACACUGAUAAGGAUUCAGGAAAGCCCAAAGGGGAUGCCACCCUCUCCUAUGAGGAGCCUGUCUGCGCUAAAGCUGCUGUGGAGCACUUUGAUGGUAAGGAGUUUCAGGGCCGCAGACUCAAGGUGUCAAUGGCACGCCGUAAAACGCAGAUUCCCAUGCGCGAUGGCAUGAUGGGCCGUGGGGGUAUGAUGGGCCGCGGAGGCGAGCGCGGUGGGUUCAUGCCCCGAGGUGGCCCACGUGGCAUGGGCCGAGGCGGGCCCACAGGAGGCAACAUGCAACAAAGGGCCGGAGACUGGGAGUGUCCUAAUCCUGGUUGUGGCAACCAAAAUUUUGCCUGGAGAAUGGAGUGCAACCAAUGCAAAGCACCCAAACCAGAAGGCAUGGGCGGUGGGCCCCCAUUUUCUCCUGGGGGUGAAAGAGGCAGAGGUGGCAUGGGAAUGGGAAUGCGAGGAGGCAGAGGCAUGGACCGCGGCGGUCCCUCGGGUGGUCCUGGAGGUUUCCGAGGAGGCUGGGGAGGCGAUCGCGGUGGCUUCAGGGGAGGCGAUCGUGGUGGAUUCAGGGGCCGUGGCGGCAUGGACAGAGGUGGUUUCCGUGGUUCCGGCCGUGGUGGACCGCCCAUGGGUGGCAGAGGAAGGGGAAUGGGCCCACCAGGUGGCAAGAUGGAUAUGAGGGACCAUCGCCAGGAGCGCAGAGAAAGACCAUAUUGAAGUCAUUCUUAAACCUUCCUUGUAUGGCAUUUUUUUUUUCUUUUAACAUCAGAAUUUUUAAUUUUGUGGUUCCAUUUUGUCACUUAAAAUAAUGACUCUCGUAUAUAUUUGAACGCAAAAAUUUGGCAUGCAUCCUCAAACAGAUCAUUCGUUUCUAGCCCUGAAAUAAAAUUCCUAAAUAUGUCAAGAUUUAGUUACAUUAGUUUGUUUUGGGGCCUGGGGGGGUGAACGAUAGACCAUUAUUUUCAGGUGACAAUAUGUUGAUAGGUUAUCUAACUGCCGUCAAACAUCCUCUGCAGUUUACAUUUCCAUUUUUACUUUAUUCUAGCUUGUUUAUAUGCUACCUUGUCACAUGCCUGUCUUUUUUUAUGCAGGAAAGUUUUGUCAUUGUAUCAACACGGUAUAUUUGUUGUGAAUUUGCCUGCACCCUUUUCCUUCAAAUUGUUGUGCGGAAUAAACCUUUUAUGGAUAA
This is a messenger RNA of Hippocampus zosterae (dwarf seahorse), 2362 nucleotides long. It is a transcript of the gene ewsr1b, whose product is annotated as EWS RNA-binding protein 1b. Bases 94 to 1890 code for a protein of 598 amino acids. The record is from RefSeq and is a predicted model, not a curated record. Gene Ontology annotation, cellular component: nucleus. Gene Ontology annotation, biological process: regulation of DNA-templated transcription. Gene Ontology annotation, molecular function: transcription coregulator activity; RNA binding. The transcript is spliced from 15 exons. Lineage: Eukaryota; Metazoa; Chordata; Actinopteri; Syngnathiformes; Syngnathidae.